AUGAAUCGGCGUAAACGCGUUAUACCAAGUUAGUCCUGUGAAAAGCAUUUUGCAAGAUCAAAAAAUAUGGCAAUAUUUCUUGUUACGUUGACAAGUGUACUGUCAGUAGUGUAAUGCUUUCUGAAGUAUUAAAGAGUUGACGUAGAUUCAAGACUAUAUAUAUGUUGGUAGAAUUUAUGCGUGUGGUGUGCGGUAGUCCGGCGACGGCGUCCGUUUGUAGGAAAGAGGAAAGGGAGAAGGAUUCCUUUGUCGGAAUCGAAGAGGACCUUGUGUGUUUGGAAAUCUACAAAGACCAGAGAUCGGUAAAUUUGGUAUCUCUGAGAAUUCAGCGAACCCUACGUGUAUUCUAUUUUCUUUCUCCUUCCCUCAGUUAUCCAUAAACUUAUCUACACCUCAUCGUAGAUUUUUUUCUUUCCUGUAAACUGGAAGAAUAACAGUGGUACAUAAAACGAUUACUCGGCUCCCUCCCUCGGGAGCUUCUGCGCCUCGGCGCUUAAGCCGUGUUAGGAAGAAAAAGGAAGAAAUUACGGAAGGGGGAAGGUUAAGGGGACGGCAGGAAAGGGAAGACGCGCCGUCCAUCACCAUGAAGCUUGUCGACCACGUGGUGAGAAGCUUCAAGGUGGCCAAGGUCUUCCGAGAGAAUUCUGAUCGUAUAAACAGUAUCGAUUUCUCGCCAAAUGGAGAUACACUUAUCUCCUGCUCGGAGGAUGAUCAAAUCGUAAUAUACGAUUGUGAAAAGGGCACUCAAGUUCGUACAGUUAAUUCGAAGAAAUACGGCGUUGAUUUGAUUCAUUUCACACACGCCAAAAAUACUGCCAUUCAUAGCAGUACCAAAGUAGAUGAUACUAUUCGAUAUUUAAGUUUGCACGACAAUAAGUAUAUCCGAUACUUUCCUGGUCAUACUAAGAAAGUAGUAUCGCUUUGUAUCAGUCCUAUAGAGGAUACUUUUCUUUCUGGAUCUUUGGAUAAGUCCUUGAGGCUUUGGGAUUUACGUUCACCAAAUUGUCAUGGUGUUAUGAAUGUUUCCGGACGUCCAGUUGCCGCAUACGAUCCUGAAGGUUUAAUUUUUGCUGCUGGAGUAAAUUCAGAGAGUAUUAAGCUAUAUGAUUUACGCAGUUUUGAUAAAGGACCUUUUGUGACCUUUAGACUUUCUCAGGAAAAAGAAUGCGAUUGGACUGGCUUAAAAUUCAGCAGAGAUGGUAAGACCAUUCUGAUAUCGACCAAUGGCAGUACAAUUCGCUUGGUGGAUGCUUUCCAUGGUACUCCAUUACAAACUUUUGCUGGUUAUUUGAAUAACAAAGGCAUUGCAAUAGAGGCCAGCUUUAGUCCAGAUUCACAGUUUGUAUUUAGUGGCUCUACAGAUGGUAGAGUACAUGUAUGGAACGCAGAAACUGGAUAUAAGGUAUGUGUUCUUAAUGGAGAUCACCCUGCACCAGUUCAGUGUAUUCAAUUCAACCCAAAGUAUAUGAUGUUGGCAUCUGCAUGUACCAAUAUGGCUUUCUGGUUACCAACAGUUGAUGAAAGUGCAUAAGACUAAUCAGACCAAUGUAGGGCGAUGCUCUCAGAAAUUUAUUUAUUAUUGGUAUGGAAAUAAGCUGAGAACUACAGCAAACAGAAAGAAAUGGCGGUGUAAAGCUCCUGGGUAUAUUGAUUGAAAGAAUAUCGCAUCUAUAAUAUAUACAAGAUGAAAGAGCCGACGUAUGAGACGCCGGUACCGGUACGAACCCAAGGAGCCAAAGGAUCGUCAAAGGACAAGAAAGAUCACCAUUACAUGAUAAUCAUGGUUUUGGUACUUGCACUUGUCUACUGCAAAAUGGCACGUUUGGAGUACGUUAUACUCUUUCUAUGUAUGUCGUCGUUGUCUUCGUCGUCUUCAUCGUCAUGCAUCCUAUGGCGCGAUGAACGCGACCAUUAUAAUACAUACCUUGUCACUGUCUAAACUUGUGACAUACCAUCACUUCUAUAACAUCUUAAAGUAUAUUAAAUACUGCUAGUAUUCGGAUGUGUCGUCUUGUGUACAUAGUUUCUUUCCACGUACCUGUGUGUAGUAUAAUGGAUAAAGAACAACUUAUAUACUGGAAAAAAUCUCCUGUGACUGUGAAUUUUGUUAACUCACGAACAGUUAAAAUAUUUCAGCGUAUUUGCUUUUCUUCCACUUUGUCUGAUUUAUAUAUAAGGAGAAUCACAAAGAAGAGUUUUUAUUAUGUAUUGACAAUAUUAAAAUCAAGGCAAUACAUUUUUUAUGCAUCAAUUCAAACAAGAAGGUACGUUUAACAUUUUUGUACCAUGGUAUAAAUGAUAUCUUUGAAUAAAAUUUUUCAAGCAGCAAAGAAUAAUUUGCUUACAAUUUUCUAAACAAUUUUAAUUCACAAAUAAAUCUGAUAUUUGUUUUAAAUUUUGAUUGCAUCGAUGCUAUGAAAAAUGUUAACAAAUUUCGAAAAUUUGACUACACACAUAUUAUUGUUAAUCCUGUUUGUAUAGAAACAGACUCAAUAUACAUGUACAUCCACACAGAUACAAAGAAUCAUAAAUGAGCAUUCAAUUACACCUGGUUGAUUCUUAGAAUUUGAACUCUUUCAUUACUUCAUUCAUUUAUACUUUUGUUUAAUCCAUUUAUUCUCAUGUACGACCGUCCGAAAACCAAAGGUGUUUGAUCAUCAUUUAUUGAAUACUAUUAAAAGUAUAUUAAUACAAUGAUACAUACACGAAACAUACGAUGUUAUAAUAAGCGAAAAGAAGGUAGUCAUCGAGCUUAUUUAUUAUAUACGAUAAGCACACGAUCGCUCAUCUACGUUUUCUUUGACAGCGUUAAGCAUUUCAGGUUAUUACAAAUUUUUGUAUGAUAAAGUUUAUACCAUAUCUUGGUCUUGCACGACUGCCACAAAUACUUGCGUUAUUAUGCGUUAUCAUAACUACGAUAUAUCAUCAUCAAUUUGCAUACGUGAAACCGGCGGGCCGGAAUGAAAAAUUAAUCAAUAUUCGUAGUGAACGCAGUAAGGAAAACGUCUAAUCAUAAUCCAGUUAUUCUUGAGUUUGACCAGAUCCUCCCUCCUAGUCUGCCUCGAAGUGCAUACGAAUAGACAGGCUUGCUUUUUCAGAAUUUGCAUUGUAAAAAUUUCAAGAUUACUAGGCUAUGUUGUAAAAGAAAAAGAACAAGAAAGAAAAAACAAAACAGAAAAGAAAACUUUUGCAUUACCGUCGAAUGUUACACACUUACACAAGCAUUCUUUGAACUUUGAUCGCAUUUGAUUCUUUGAACUUUAGCUCGAUGGUUAGUUGUACUUUCACACAUAUUUUCGAAUACAUUUAAAUUGAAAGGAAGCACCAUUUUUUGUUUGCGCUAUCUUACAUAUGUACACAAAAACGAUUAUUAGCCUGCCUAUUUAUCCUAGUACACCACCGUGAGAUUUUCAUUUCUUGAUCCUAAAGCUGCUUUGAUGCUUAGCGAAAGAAAAGGAAAAAGAUAGAAAGAAAAGAAAAGAAAAAAAACAACAAGAAAUACGAGGUGCAUUAGCCUAUAAAGAUAACCUAAAAUGUGAUUUAGUUAUUUCCAAAAUUUAUGUUUUUAUGAUAUGUACGUAAAGAGGAUUCUAUAAAAAACUAGAUUAAAAAAAAAAGGAAAAAAAAAAGAAAAAAGGAACUGUACAGUACUACGAUUGAUAGAUAUUUGUUUUUGUAAACUGGUAUAUUUAUAAUUUACUGUUUUCUUUGUUUUUGUUUGUCUUUUUUUUUUUUUUUUUUUUAAUCUAUUAUAAUUAUAAAAUCAACAUUUUUCUAUGUUGCUAGGAUACUUUGCUUCUUGGGUUCCCAAGUGAAAAAGUUUCGCAAUAGGCACGACCGAUACAAUUUAUGUUAAUGACCAAUAUUAUUUUAAAUAUACCUUUACGAUUGUUA
Vespa crabro (European hornet) is the source of this 3894-nucleotide messenger RNA. It is a transcript of the gene Wdr82, whose product is annotated as WD repeat-containing protein 82. The transcript has 2 exons. Bases 584 to 1531 code for a protein of 315 amino acids. Gene Ontology annotation, cellular component: Set1C/COMPASS complex. Gene Ontology annotation, molecular function: chromatin binding; protein binding. The record is from RefSeq and is a predicted model, not a curated record. Lineage: Eukaryota; Metazoa; Arthropoda; Insecta; Hymenoptera; Vespidae.